Messenger RNA from Danio rerio (zebrafish), 3303 nucleotides. Lineage: Eukaryota; Metazoa; Chordata; Actinopteri; Cypriniformes; Danionidae. The record is from RefSeq and is a predicted model, not a curated record.
ACAAAAAGCUGUUUACUCGCAUGCGCCCGUCAGAAUCGGCAGGCUAGCGCAGAAGCUCCAUUAAAUAUACUGCGGUAAAAUAAACGCUCAUAUUGUAAAGACAUGGCAGGGAAAAUAAAAUUUAAUGCAGUGCUCUUUGUACAAUCUGAGAAUCACUUCAUAUCUAUAUUACUCAGGCAGUGGAAAUUGCUGAUUUUUAAAGAUAACAGACCUUAAACGCGCUGAUUUUGCAUUUGACAUACAGUUCACCGAAAGCGCUUAUCCCAGGUUACUGGCAAAUUAAAAGUCCAAUUAGUAUUCUUUGGAAUGUACCCUAUUAGUAGACUGACUGCUUCAUAUCUGUUGAUACUGCUGCUAAACAGACAUUUAACUGACUAUAAGAAACUUUGCAAGAAUGUCAACACACUAACCCUAACCUCAACCUAACAGUCUACUUAUAAUCCAAUGAGAAUUAGUUGGCAUGAAGGUGCAAUGUGACUUAAACUCAACAAAUCAACAGAUAUUAAGCAUACGGUACAGUCUAAUACUCAAAUGGACAUUAAAAUAAAGUUUGACCAAAAGCAUAAACAUUUUAUUUUCUUUACUGUUUACUACAGAAGGUACAGCAGAAACAUGGUAUGAUCAAACAGAAAAGGUUUUACAGUAUUGCUUACAGUGAACAAAAUAUCCACCAAACACACAAGAUUCUGAACAAAAAACCCAGAUGAAGUGGGGGAUUAAAAAAAGCACAAAAUUACUGUUUCUAAUCUUUGCAAUCUUCAUGUUUUCAUUAACAUCAGUCCUCAAAGUCCUCUGUCCUACUGUAUAGGUGUAAAUGUAAUAGAGUCUAAGUCAGACUGGAAUCAGCUGUGCUUGGCCCAAUGUACCCAACAUAAAUCAUAAAAAAUAUUAUUUAACUGUUUGCUGAUUAUCAGCUGAGAUACAUAUUUUUAUAUUGAUAUUAUUUUUGAACUGAUAUCAUUGUGGAAACAGAGGUUUUUAUACUGCAUCUAUGGGUUGAAAUAUUGUUUUUGCUAUUGUGGGAUGUUGUGUGUUCAUAAAUACUACAAAACUGUCUGUUAAGAAAAUAUAAGCAUUGUGGAAAUGUGUUCACUGACUACAUAUUAGGUGAAAACAACAUAAAAUGUUUGAAUGGUAUGACCACAAAAGACCAAAGCUGUGCUAAUUGUGUUUAGACUUUUGAAAAUGUGACAACUGUUUGGACAAACGCUUGUUAGCGACUGUAAAACUGUAAUUACAAAUCUGAAAAAAAAGCCCCUUCAUAAAGUAAGCUGCAUGCUUUGAGGUUAUUGCUUACGCUUGUACCACAGAUGUGGAGAUGUAUAGUAUACUAAGGUUGUGUACUGGAUUUUUUGGUGUUUAGAAUGACUUUUUAAAUUAUGAAAAAAACAAGUGAGGUUUCAGAACUAUAAGUACAAGACAUUAAAAUCUUACAUAAGGGUAUUUAGGAAACAAGAACAGGUGCAUUAGUACGUGAAGCAUGGAUUAAGUGAAUCUGACAGUUGCAUCUCCAAACCUGUCACUCAUGCAAUUGAAUUUCUGUGAUGGAACAGGAUCUCUAGUCUCAUUACUCAGUCAACACCUCACCUGUAAACCACAAAACCCCACCCACCAAUGCCUGAAGGUAAACCCGUCUGCGAACGCAGCUACUAACUUCCCUUAAUCUGAGGAGGAGCCAAAAAACUCCUCUCCUCAGAGCCCCAGGGCAGCACUAGCAUUCACAUUUAAAUUCACAGAUAUGACAAAUGAGUUCUUAUUGUGCAGAGAAGCACAUGCACCUGAAAAGAUGCACGGUACAUGAACAUUUGAUGAUCACCUUCAGGACCAUUCAGCGCCUUUGGCCAUGUUUGAAAGCAUACGCGUCUGGCUUUGUGAAGCAUGAAAGACAGCUAACAAGUAAAGCUGAAAGAGCAAGAGCCAACCAGUCAGAUGCGACUCGUACGCGUUCAACAUGAAUCUCGUAAGUAAUGGACUGUCCGUGCAGUGCUACCUGAAGCCAAAGAUGAUGGGGAAAAUGCGGAAAAGAGUUCAGGAGAUGAGAAACCCAAACGCCAUGGUGCCUUCAUUGGAUCUGAGUCAUAAUGAAAGCACACGACUGGCCAUGGAUGCUCUCCUGGACAAAGGGAUUGAUGGAUAUCAGAAAGCGUUGAGAAAAGAGAAUGAAGCCAACUUUCUGUCUGCGGAGGAGAAAGCGUACAUCUUAAAUCACGUGAAAAAGCCUCACACUGAUGAGGACGAGGUAGACAGGGAUGAAGAGAUGUCCAGUUCUCCGUCAGUUUCUUCUGAGACGUACUUUCCAGUGGCCACUGAAAGCGAGCCUCCAGUUCUGGACUACGGCUGGCCGGUGGCAGACUGGACUUACCAUCUGCAAGGUAUUCCUAGUGUGGAAGUGUUUUUCCAGUCAGUCAAAUCGUCCUCCAUGAAAGACAUGCUGCGGGAGCUCAUCAGGCAAGCAACAAAAGUUUUGGCGAUCGUUAUGGACACGUUCAGCGAUGUGGAGAUUUUCUGUGACAUACUUGAGGCCACAAGAAAGCGCAGUGUGUACGUCUACCUGCUUCUGGACCACACUAAUUUACAGCUGUUUCAGGACAUGUGUGAAAAUGUCAAAAUCAACAAGUCCCACCUCUCUAGAAUGUCCAUUCGUAGUGUUGAAGGUGACACUUAUUGUGCGAAAUCAGGCAGAAAGUUCACCGGACAAGUAAAGGAGAAGUUCAUUAUUGUGGACUGUACAAAAGCGCUGGUCGGCUCCUACAGUCUCACCUGGCUGUCCUGGCAGGUUCACAGAAGUUUGGCUGUGCUUUUCAAAGGCAGUGGGGUGAAACCUUUCGACCUGGAGUUUCGCAGACUCUAUGCCAUUUCAAAACCAGUUCCUGGCUUUUCCUCAAACUCGUCAAAUCCCGGCGAUCUCAACUUUCCAUCUGAGAAACUCCAGAUCCCCAUGUGCCCAACAGGACUUGCUGGAAACACUGCUGACCACACACAACAGAAAUCUUGUAAGCCCAGAACCCAGAGUUUCCCAACACCACCUGUCCUGGCCAGACAAAACAGCUAUCCGAGCUUCACCACUGGACAACAGAGAUCUCAAUGGCUUUCAUGGAGGAACACGAUUCAACAUCCCGUUACUUCUCAGUCACCGCUCUUUAAAGAUUAUAAUGCCAGAAGCCAAACUUGGCGUCCAAUACAGGGCAUUCACAUCAACAGAUGUGCACCUGCAGCUCCACAUUGGUGUUAGAGCCGUUUAUUUAACCCUUGUGUAUUGGUCAAAUUGACUACCUUUUCAUUAUGUUCGUGGCUGUUUUUGCC